AUGGACUUGAAUGACUGGAGGGCGACAGUCGCCAGAGAUUGGACACGAAUCAAGGAUGCGCCAGCGAAGGUGCGUGGAGACAGGGUUGCUGGACUGGCGGCCGUACGUCAGUCGGCAGAGGCUCUGAACUAUUUGGAGCGCAGCCUACAGAUGGAUCGGCAAGUUGUACUUACAGCAAUCGCGGCGCACCACCGUCCGCGUGAGGUGGGCCCAAGACCCGGUCACGAAUUUCUGGAGACUGCCACGGAGACUGUGGAGGACUUGGCGCAGCUCAGCAACGCGGCCUUCGAUCUCGGCUACUCUGCGAUGAGGCUGACAGAGGUCGUUUGCCGAGAGUUGGUCCACUCAUCCGCCUCCUUGGCGCAAGGCGCCGCAUCUGCCUGGAACUCUUCGGAUGACACCCAGGAGUCUAGCUCUCCAUCUCCGCGGCCUUCGACCACCGCAGAGGUCUGGCAGCGAAUGCCCACGAGACGGCGGAGCGUGAGCGCAGCAGGCUCUCGCCGGCGGAAGGCACCGGAUUCGACAAGCGCCUGUGGUGAAGGAGGUCUUUGGCGAAGGAGCUCCAGUCGCGCUGGCGCGCGAGAUAGGCGAUCUCUGGUCCGUCCCGCAGAUUUCCGCACUGACAGCAUGAGCUCCGCUCGCUAG
Messenger RNA from Symbiodinium sp. CCMP2592, 645 nucleotides. Lineage: Eukaryota; Dinophyceae; Suessiales; Symbiodiniaceae. The record is from the annotation of a GenBank genome assembly.